Molecule: messenger RNA, 1776 nt
Organism: Aspergillus chevalieri
Lineage: Eukaryota; Fungi; Ascomycota; Eurotiomycetes; Eurotiales; Aspergillaceae
Product: flavin-containing monooxygenase
Exons: 7
Coding region: 1-1776 (591 amino acids)
Molecular function (GO): flavin adenine dinucleotide binding; N,N-dimethylaniline monooxygenase activity; NADP binding
Source: RefSeq, a predicted model, not a curated record
AUGAGACGUCUUUCUCGUUUGUUAAACGGCAGCAACGACAACGCAGCAGAACCCCUGCCGACAGAGAGCAAAUGGAUCGUGGAAGAACGCUCUAUUGACGAAGCUCGCCCUCUACGAGUUGUCAUAAUCGGCUCUGGUAUUUCAGGUAUCAUCUCUUCCGUCAGAUUCAGACAGCGAAUUGCCAAUGUAGACCUCUGCGUCUAUGAGAAGAAUGCAGACGUUGGCGGUACUUGGCUUGAGAAUCGGUACCCCGGAUGUGCAUGUGACAUACCCGCACACACGUACCAGGCCACAUUCGAACCGAACAAAGAGUGGUCGACAUUCUAUGCUACGGCUCCCGAGAUUUAUCAAUAUUGGAAGCGUGUAGCCAGCAAGUAUGGCUGUGAGAAGCAUAUCAAGUUCAAGCAGCAGGUCGUGCAGGCUGUAUGGGACGAGAAGAAGAGCAAUUGGCAGCUUCAGGUCCAAGAUGUCGAUUCUGGCUCGGUAUACUCGGAUGAAGCCGAUGUACUCAUCUCAGCAACCGGUGCGCUGAAUAAUUGGAAGUGGCCUGAUAUCCCUGGCCUUCAUGACUUCAGGGGCAAAUUAAUGCACAGUGCCAAGUGGGAUGAGAGUUAUGAUUAUAGCGGCAAGAAAACUGCUGUGAUUGGAAACGGGUCGAGUGGUAUCCAGGUUGUUCCUGGCAUGCUGCCAAAGGUCACACAUUUAGACCACUAUAUCAGGGGUCGAACAUGGCUCUCGCCAACGCUUGCUCGGGAUGAAAUUGACAAGCGAGGUGCUGGUCUAGAAAACUUCUCCUUCAGCCCGGAAGAGAUUGAAGAAUUCAAGAAAGACCACCAGAAGUACCAGAGAUUUCGUAAAGGGGUUGAAUUGGAACUGCAAUCCGUUCACGGAGCAACAAUUACCGGCACACCAGAACAAGUCGGGGCGCGAGGAAUCUUCCUGGAGAACAUGAAACGGCGCCUGGCAGGGAACCCCGCUCUCAUUGAUGACUUGAUUCCAUCCUUCCCACCCGUUUGUCGAAGACUUACGCCAGGCCCCGGGUACCUCGAAGCCCUAACGGACGACAAGGUAGAUGUCGUCACCUCGCCAAUCGUCAAGGUCGACACAGAGGGCAUCAUCACAGCUGAUGGAAAGCACCACCCGACUGACGUCCUCGUCUGCGCCACUGGAUUCGACACAACCUUCACACCCCGCUUCCCCAUCAUCGGCCGUAAUGGAGUUUCCUUAGCGCAGCGAUGGAAACAGACCCCAGAAACGUAUUUAUCGCUUGCUGUUGAUGGAUUCCCGAACUACUUCAUUUGUCUAGGCCCCAAUGCGGCUCUAGGUGAAGGAAACUUGCUUCUCUUAAUUGAAAAGGAAAUUGAUUAUUUCACUGAAUGCGUGAUGAAGAUGCAGCGCGACAAUAUUCGGGCGAUCGGACCUCGGAAGGAAUCCGUGGCGCGCUUCACCAAGCAUUGUGAUCAGUACUUCUUGCGCACGGUAUUCAGUGAGAAAUGUCGAAGCUGGUAUAAGGGUGGAACGGAGGAUGGGAGAGUGACGGCUGUGUGGCCUGGAUCUUCCCUUCAUUCCAUGAAAGCCCUGGCACAUCCUCGCUGGGAAGACUAUGAGUAUGAGUACGUCGACGAUAACCCCAACGGCUGGAUUGGAGAUGGUUGGACGGAGAAUGAGAAGUACAAGAGGAUCAACGUAGAUUAUCUAGAUGAUGACCAGGUCGACUUUCCAAGCGUGGUUGUUGACAACAGAGAAGUCCCAGCAGCUGGUGUCACUGCUGAUUGA